Messenger RNA from Dioscorea cayenensis subsp. rotundata (Guinea yam), 1277 nucleotides. Its product is annotated as transcription termination factor MTERF2, chloroplastic-like. Gene Ontology annotation, biological process: regulation of DNA-templated transcription; chloroplast organization. Gene Ontology annotation, molecular function: double-stranded DNA binding. The transcript is spliced from 2 exons. Bases 35 to 1147 code for a protein of 370 amino acids. The record is from RefSeq and is a predicted model, not a curated record. Gene Ontology annotation, cellular component: chloroplast. Lineage: Eukaryota; Viridiplantae; Streptophyta; Magnoliopsida; Dioscoreales; Dioscoreaceae.
CCCUAACACGUGUGAGAGAAUCCGUUAAGCUGUGAUGUUUCCCAAGCUCUCGUUCCGGCGCGGCUUCGCCGCCGCGACGGCGGCGGCGGAAGCGAAAGCGAAAGCUAAAGCUCGAAACACUAAUUUCAUGGCGGAAUACCUCGUCUCCACCCUCGGGUUCUCCACAGUGGAAGCGGCGAAGGCCUCCAAAUCUAUCUCCCACCUGAAAUCCCCUCAAAGACCCGAUUCCAUUGUUUCAUUUUUCAAAUCUCAUGGUUUCGAUCAAUCCCAGAUCAAAAAGCUCGUGUCUUGGCAUCCCCGUUGGCUCUGCUUUGAUCUCCACAAAACCCUAACCCCAAAGUUCCAGGCGUUCAAGGACUUCGGCUUCUCCGAUGGCGAUAUCGUUCACCUCAUUACGUCCAACCCUGGAGCUCUCCACCUCAGCCUAGAGGGCAAUCUACUUCCGAAGUUGAAGUUUUGGAGGGAUUUCUUGGGUUCUGGGGAGUAUCUGAUGACGCUGGUGAAGCGAGGGAACUGGAUGAUGACGACGAGCUUGACGAAUGUGGUGAUUCCCAAUCUCACCUUUCUUCGAGAAUGUGGCGUCUCCGACGAGCGUAUCGUCAUGGUUGUCUGCAAAACUCCAAGGUUCAUCUUGCAGAAGAGGGAGAAGCUGGAGACGGCUGUGGAGCUCGUUGAUUGCACCGGCGUACCCCGGAGGUCAGGGUUGUUCCUAUGGGCUAUCUGGGCUGUGUACUUAGCUGGAAAAGCCAAGUUCUAUGCGAAGCUUGAGAUGAUGAAGAGCUUUGGAUGGUCAGAAGCUGAUUUCUUCAUGGCAUUCCGUAGGGCUCCGGUUUUCAUUCUGGUUUCAGAGAAGAUGGUGAGGGAAAAGAUGAAGUUUUUAUUAAAGGAUGUGGGUUGUGAGAGUUCCUACGUUGUUGAGCAUCCUGAUCUCUUGAUGUAUAGUUUGGAGAAGAGGUUGCUUCCUCGGUAUAGAGUAGUGGAGAUUCUCAAGUCCAGAGGAUUGCGCAGGAGAGACUAUGACUUCCGGACGGUAAUGUGCCGGUCGGAGAAGUAUUUCUUGGAGAAGAUUGUGUUGCGGAACAUUGAUAAAGUCCCUGAGCUUCACCAAGUGUACAAUUGUGGAAUCUGUUCUGGAUUUGCUGUUUGAGAUCUCUGCCUGAUGUUCUUGAGAAUUUUCAGGUUGCAGCCUGCAGGUACUACAUCAGAUUGAUAAUUGGUUACAGAACUGUGUCUUGUAAUGUUUGCAAUCUUUAUGGGUAGUAGGAUUUCCGCAAAAG